AUGGCCAAUAAACUAAGAGUAUGCAUACUACACCCAGAUUUGGGAAUAGGGGGCGCUGAAAGGUUAAUAGUCGAUGCCGCACUUGGCCUUCAAAAACGCGGACACACGGUCCACAUAUAUACUUCCUACCAUGACUCGGGCCAUGCAUUCGAGGAAACAACCGACGGUACCCUGACUGUGCGAUAUAUUAAACCACCUUUCCCGCGACACGUCUUUGGUGCUUUGCACAUCCUGCUUUCUAUCCUGCGGCAGCUGCAUCUAGUUCUGAUCUUGCUGUUUCUUGUAUACUUUGGGAAAGAGAGUCCGUACGAUGUGUUCCUUGUCGACCAGCUUUCCGCUUGCAUUCCCUUGCUCAGGUGGGGAAUGCAAAAGAGAGUUGUGUUUUAUUGCCACUUUCCAGACAAACUUUUGGCAGAUGGGACUGUUGCUGCCGUCGAAGGUGUUCAGGCUACCAAAGGCAAGGGAGGUGUCAAAGGGUUCGUCAAGAAAUUAUACAGGCUGCCAGUUAAUUGGGUCGAGGAAGUUACUACGGGACAAGCGGACGUUAUACUUGCAAACUCUCGGUUUACUUCUCGAGUAUUCAAGGAUUCGUUCCCUUCAAUCAAGGUGGAUCCAGUAGUGGUCUAUCCAGGAAUUAACAUUUCAGCCUAUCAAUCCCUUCCUUCUUCAGAUGAUACGAGUGAGAUUGAGAUGGUCAAAUCGGAUAAGACCACACUCCUCUCUUUAAACCGAUUCGAACGCAAGAAAAAUGCAGCUCUCGCAAUUCAGGCCUUUGCCCUCCUCCCGAACUCCAACAUUCGACUAGUCAUCGCAGGAGGGUACGACCCACGCCUAGCUAACAACGUUGAAUGCCUGCGACACCUAGUCAAGAUAUGUGAAGAAAAUGCAAUAGAAUGGAAGACAGUCUCUCCUCGCGAACUUCCCGAACUUCCUACGCACUCUUCGAAUAAACCAAAAGCAGAGGUGAACGGAAAACAAGUCCUCUUUGUUCUCAACUUUUCCAACCCUCAACGUACACACUUGCUCACCUCGCCUACGACCCGUGCGCUACUUUAUACUCCCCAGAAUGAACAUUUUGGGAUUGUUCCGGUUGAGGCGAUGGUCUGUGGGGUUCCAGUCGUUGCGUGCGAUAGCGGAGGACCCAUGGAGAGCAUUGUCGACCCGGAGAAUCUCAAGUAUGCAGCCGAUUCUGAUAAGCAUACGGGAGAAAAGGGCAGAACGGGGUUCCUACUCCCCCCAGAUCCCGAGCUGUGGGCCCGUGCAUUGCGAUCUAUCCUGGAUUUCUCAGACGAGGAACGAGUAUCGAUAGCAAGGACCUCUCGACAACGUGUGAAGGAUAUGUUUAGCCUCGAGAGCUUGACAGUCGGUAUGGAGAGUGCAUUGAUUAGGGCUGUGCAAAUGGGUAAAAUGAAUGACGUGGGAGUAGGAGUAGGAGUUGCAGUAGUGAGCAUUGGGGUUGGAGUAGGCGUUUGGUUACCAAGUGAAUUAUGA
Messenger RNA from Rhizoctonia solani, 1491 nucleotides. RefSeq names its product glycosyltransferase family 4 protein. Gene Ontology annotation, molecular function: GDP-Man:Man(1)GlcNAc(2)-PP-Dol alpha-1,3-mannosyltransferase activity; alpha-1,3-mannosyltransferase activity. The coding region runs from base 1 to 1491 and encodes 496 amino acids. Lineage: Eukaryota; Fungi; Basidiomycota; Agaricomycetes; Cantharellales; Ceratobasidiaceae. The transcript is spliced from 5 exons. The record is from RefSeq and is a predicted model, not a curated record.